AUGAAGCUUAUAGUUCUUAUUGCAUUAUUGAAAUUAGUAUAAACUUUUUGGACACCUUAGUUUAAUUAAGGACAUCAAGUCAUAGUGAUUUUUAACACUGGACAUAUUUUAGAAACCUAAUCCACUGUCCCAAGAUAAGUAGUGAUUGACAUACAAUUAUCGUUUUUAAAUUUGCUCCUUAGGUUUUAUUCAACCAUCACUUUUUGA
Molecule: messenger RNA, 207 nt
Organism: Paramecium pentaurelia
Lineage: Eukaryota; Ciliophora; Oligohymenophorea; Peniculida; Parameciidae
Source: the annotation of a GenBank genome assembly